Messenger RNA from Scylla paramamosain (green mud crab), 1344 nucleotides. RefSeq names its product basement membrane-specific heparan sulfate proteoglycan core protein-like. Gene Ontology annotation, cellular component: neuron projection. The transcript has 9 exons. The record is from RefSeq and is a predicted model, not a curated record. Bases 404 to 1186 code for a protein of 260 amino acids. NCBI's taxonomy places the organism in Eukaryota, Metazoa, Arthropoda, Malacostraca, Decapoda, Portunidae.
GAUAAGAGUACAUAUCGCCUCGUGUUUUGGUCAAUGUGUCAUCACCUGAUCAGUGGUCAGCGACUAUUGCUUAUGCAAUAAAAGCUAGAUGUGGGCAGCCUCUCUGCUCUGGUUAUCGCGGGAGUAAGACAAACUGCAAAGUGAGAUUCGGGCAGUUACAUUUCCUGUCACAUAUAUGGGUCUUGGCUCGGCAACAGUAAAGGGACUAAAAUAGUUGAGGUACUUUAAGUGGGAGUGGGGAGCGUCGCGAUUCCCGGCGACACGUUGCCUGGCUGCACGUCCUGUCCCGGCGCCGUCAGCCGCCGCCACUAUACCUUGCCGGGCGGGAGACAGUGAAUACAACGCCGCGCGCUCUUGUCUCUGUGAAGUGCAUAGAGUUAACGCAGUGUUUCCGUAUUACAACAUGCUCACGUUUAUCCUCGUGAGCGCCUUGCUGCUGACUGUUGAGGGUCAGAGCAAUGGAGGGAGGCAAGCAGCGAGGCCCGCGGAAAGGCCCCCUGGCCCCCGCCUGCUCACCACGGCAGGGCGCUACCAUGCCUAUCGCGGGGAGUCCGUCAAGCUGCCCUGCGCUGUCAGUAACCUUGGCCGCAGGUCGGUGUUUUGGCUGAAGGGCGACAACCUGCAGUCCCGGGAGCUGGUGAUGCAGAUCCACGGCAUCAGGCGGCGUCCAGUGGCCAUGCGUCAAUUCCUGCAGGACGUGCGAUCCGGGAAGCUGUCCACGGAAGGCACCAACCUGAUCAUCAACAACCUGAGUGCUGAGGACAUCGGCACCUACACCUGCACCGUGGCCUGGGCGGGACAGUCAGUCACCCACGUGCUUGAGGUGACGGACACCGAGUCAGCAGAGAAGGUGGUGAUGGAGUACUUCCCUCCCAGCAAGAACACCACUGUGGCCGAGGGCAGCAGCGUGACCUUCGCCUGCCGCACCCCGGGAUUCCCGCAGCCCUCCGUCACCUGGUACCGCGAGGGCGCGGAGGAUCAAGUGCUACAGAUGGGACCCGUGCUGCAGCUGGACGAGGCGUGGCGGCAGGACGCGGGACGUUACGUGUGUGCGACGAGUGGUGGGGCGGAGCAGCAGGGCACCACCUUCACUCUUCACGUGCAGUACGUGUCGGUGAGGGCAGCGGAGGAGAGGAUAGAGGUGAGGACUGAGGACCCGGCGUGCCAGACUGACCUGCUACGUUGAAGGUUACCCGGCACCCCAGGUUUCGUGGUAUCGCAGCACGGGCCAGAUCGCUGAGGGGCCCAAACACAGAAUCAGCGCCGCCACCGGACAGUACCAUCUGGAGAUAGAGCAGAUCACCCCGGAGGACCUUGGGGAGUACCAGUGUUAUGUGCACAAUG